Messenger RNA from Wickerhamiella sorbophila, 3438 nucleotides. Its product is annotated as Alpha-factor-transporting ATPase. The record is from RefSeq and is a predicted model, not a curated record. Bases 1 to 3438 code for a protein of 1145 amino acids. Gene Ontology annotation, molecular function: ABC-type oligopeptide transporter activity; ATP hydrolysis activity; ATP binding. The transcript has a single exon. Gene Ontology annotation, biological process: transmembrane transport. NCBI's taxonomy places the organism in Eukaryota, Fungi, Ascomycota, Dipodascomycetes, Dipodascales, Trichomonascaceae. Gene Ontology annotation, cellular component: membrane.
AUGCUGUUAUACUUCUACCAGCGGAAUGACCUACCACUGUACACUAUUGGUGUGUUAAGCUGUAUUGUCGAUGCCUUUCUGAGUCCUGUUAGCAAUAUAAUUAUCGGCAAGCUCUUCAAUGCCUUAUCAGGCUUUCAGGUUGGAAGCUACACAUCAGAUGCGUUUAUGAGCAGAGUUUUGGAAUUGUGUGCGGGCAUGUGGUCUUUGGCACUGAUACAAAUGUUCUCAUGCUGGGUGUCACAUUUUGUUUGGACUGUGAUCGGUUACCGCCAUGGGCACAGAGCCAGAAGUCAAUUGUACGCAUCGACGGUGUCUCGCGAUGUCGAGUGGUUUGAUGAAAACGAAAAGGCCAUUGGCAGUGCUACAAUGAGUUUCAAAGACGUCCAAGAUCUCGAGUACGCUGUUGGAACGUCUACUCGCGAUAUUUUAACCACGUCAAUCUCCAUUGUCCUCCAAUUGAUCGUAUCUUUCUACUACUCAUGGUCAAUUACCUUGAUAUGUAUGAUUGGCGUCCCUAUCAUGGCUUUUUCAACAUAUUUUCUGAGUAUCCAAGUGCAUACUCGAGUUAUAAAAGCAAAAUCCUUGCUUGACACUAUUUCAACCGCUGGCGAUUGGGCCCUCAGAAGCUUGUCCACCGUUGUUUCGUUCCAAAAACAGGGCUAUGAGAAGGAAAAGAUGGAAGAGCUACUCAAGAACGAGCUCAAGCUCAAUAUGGGCCAGCAUCAAUUUAGUGCACUGCUACAAGCCAUUGGCCGCUUUCUUGUGCUCUCGAUUUUUGUCCAAGGGUUUUUCUUUGGCUCCUAUAUGGUGAGGAGUCAUGGUGUCAAUUCCGGAAACGUAAUGACAGUCUUCUGGUCUUGCUUGUCUUUGACAACAAGUCUGAACACUAUGCUUUCGUUGCUAAUGGGAUUGCAAAGAGGAAUUGUGUCGGCACAGCGCCUGUCAUCUGCCAUUGAGCGUGACACCACGUCAGAGCUCAAAACUUCCAUCGGCAUUGUUCCAUCAAAUUUUGACUAUGGAACAGGUGAAGUGGUUUUCGAUGAGGUAGUAUUCUCCUAUCCAACACGACCAACCCUAGUUUUGGCUGGAUUAUCGCUGAAAUUCGAGGCUGGCAAAACUACUUACAUUUUGGGACCAUCGGGUAGCGGGAAGUCAUCUUUAGCGGCCUUAAUGGGUGGACAGUACGAAUAUCAGGCAGGACAGAUUACUAUCAAUAACGUGCCUCUUCCUCAUAUCAGCACUAGCUGGCUUGAGCACACUGUGUACGUCGUCGAACAACAAGCAAAGCUUUUUGAUAUACCCUUAUCUGAGAAUAUUCGUAUCGGCGCAACAAAUCCGGCAUCGGUAUCAUUUAGUGACAUUGAAAAAGUUUGCGAUCUAGUUGGUGCAGACUUUAUUGCUGACCUCCCGAGAGGACUUCUGACACCUGGAUCCUAUCAACUUAGUGGUGGACAGAAGCAGCGAAUAGGUUUAGCAAGAGCACUUCUGAGAGAUGCACCAAUCAUGGUUUUUGAUGAGUCCACAAGUGCGCUGGAUCCGUCAAUGAGAAGUCAUGUCAUGAAGGCCGUUCUUGAAUAUCGCCGCAACAAGACGAAUAUCAUUAUAACCCACCAAAUGGACAUCAUACCCCCUCAAGCUCCCAUACACUUUAUUCAGGACGGGAGAGCGUAUCAAUACAAAUCCCUUGAGCAAUAUAAACGACAGUCAGUGGUACCAAUGGGGCCACCAAAGCAGCGCGUCGAACACGAAAUACCAAUCAGUGUGGAACCAAAAUCAGAGAAAAGAACCGCAAUGUUUAUCUUGAAAACCACCAAACAGAAAGGGCUUCUGUUUUGUGGGUUCGCACUUGUGGCAGCCCAAGCAGUUGUGAACCCGCUUUUUGCUUUCUUCUUUUCCAAGCUUCUAAUGGGAAUUUUGCCUCAAAACCAUGUUAAUACCACUCUUUGGGCACUUCUAGUUCUUUUACUGGCAUUCACAGAUGGUCUGCUAACCUACUCACACAUUGUUUUGGACUAUGUUUCCGAGAAUUGGCAACUCUUUAUAAGGAAAACUAUUUACGACAACCUCCUCUCUCGGCGGUUUCUUGACGAGUCACAGGUAUCAUACUAUACAAAGCUUCUCUUCUCCGAUACUGAAAAAGCAUCCCUCAUACUUGCAUCAUAUUGGCCAGCCAUGGUGAAUCUGGUUGUUCUGGGUGUGGUGUCACUCGUAUGGAGUUUGGCGGAGGGCUGGGAGCUUUCGCUCAUCGGCUUGUCUAUUGCUCCUUUGUUUUUCGUGGCAACACAGUUUCACAAGUUUGUCAACUCCAAGUGGAAUAUUGCUAGAGAAACUCGCCGUAAUGAAGCAUUGAAGCUGUUGGUAGAAGUGGUCGAAGGAUUUCGAACAGUCAAAACUCAACAUUUGGAGCAUUAUUUCGGAACACUUUAUGCUCGCAGGGAGGAUCGGGUCCAGGAUCUAGCAAUUAACAUGGGCCUUUCAGUCGGCUUCGCUCUUGGUAUUGUAAAAAUAUUCCCGUUCGCAGCUCAGGGACUGUUACUCUGGUACGGUAUGCACCUCAUUGCGCAGGGUAAAUAUACUUCUCAGCAAACGAUGAUGGUGUUUACUAUUUUGAUCUUUGCAUUAAUGACAAUGAUUAGCAUCGCAGCAUCUGUAACCUCUGUUGGAAACGGUUUCGAAGCAGUGAGUCGUUUGGAGAUGGCAAUCUCUGACGAUCAGGACCAGGACGAGCUACAAGCACUAUCGGUUGGCGAAGCUCGGAAUUAUGACUCCGUUGACUUCAGCAGACUAUCAUUUAGAGACAUCGGAAUCACAUACCCCAACGGAACUUCAGUUCUUGGAGGAUUUUAUGCCGAUAUCGAUAGUAAACAAGCAGUUGCGGUUAUUGGUCCUUCCGGCAUAGGUAAAUCAACUUUGGCGCGGCUUCUUUUGAAACUUCAAACACCAUCAACGGGCAAUAUUACAGUCGACGGAUCAUAUCCUCUACAAAAAAUCCCAUCUGAUAUUGUCCGCAGAAAAAUUGCAGUAGUGGGACAAAUGCCCCUGGACUUUUUGGAUGGCACGAUUAUGGAAAAUUUAAUGUAUGCGUGCCCACCAGAUAUGUCGCCACCUACUGCAGAGUCAAAAGCCAAGAAUGCCUGUAGAGCCUGUGGCCUAGAAGAGUUCAUUAUGAAACUUGAAGAUGGUUAUGGUACGAAAAUAAAAAGUGGGUUACUUUCGGGCGGCCAAAUGCAGCGUUUAGGAAUCGCCCGUUGUCUUAUACGCGAGCCUGAUUUGCUUGUUUUGGAUGAGUGUACCUCGGCCCUUGAUGAUGAAAGUACCGAAGUUAUCAAGGACCUUCUGACCACAAUCAAAGAGCGACGCCUUAUGUCACUCCUGAUAAUAACGCAUCAAAUGGAUUUGGCUGCGAUAGCAGACAAAACUGUCAGCCUCUUUCAAUAG